ACUUUAGUCAGAGCCAUCCAUGAACUCAGCAGGGGUGAUCUUACAGAUGACACUGAUCUAUUCUUAAAGAGAAUGAAAAGGCCCUUGCCACCUGGAAAUCAACCAACAAAGCUCUUUGCAAGGAAUUUUGAUGUUGAUAAAUUUAAUUCAGACAGCUUAAUGGACAUGGAAGGUGAAGUAAAGAUAUUUAAAUCAACAGAUUCUGGAGAUGCCACGAAAUUGACACACUUUUCAAGUGCAGCACCAAAACUUUAUUUGAAAAUAAAUGCUCCCGUGAUGCUGCUUGUCAAUUUAUCUUCAUCACUUGUGAAUGGUCAGUGUGGAGAAGUGAAGGGUUUUGGUGAAAAUUAUGUGGAUGUUUUCUUUCCUCAAACAAAAAAAAAAUACAAAGAUUUAUGCAUAUAAUUUUACCAUUUAUGACAAGGAGAGUGAAAGAGACAUUGCAUGUCGCAGGCAAAUUCCCUUAAAGCUAUCAUUUGCCAUGACUACUCAUAAGGCACAGGGACUAACUUUGGAUCGAGUGGAAAUUGACUGUCGGUAUAUGACUAAUCCGGGCCAGAUAGGGGUAGCAGUUGGGCGAUGCAGAAGCAUCAAAGGACUUCGGAUUCUUAACUACUCCAAACAUUUAGUCAGGCAGCAUAAAGAAGAUGUUAAUAGCUUUUAUUCCACUCCAUUCUUGCCCAUUCUUCCUGACUUUUUAUGCUGCAAAAUGUCACCACUCUUGGAAAAAUUGGCUAUGGAGCCAUUUUCAGCAGAAACAAAAACUGAAGUUGAGGAAUCCGAGGAUGAUGAAGAUCAAACUUUGAGAAAAGAAUUAGAAGAUGUUAAUGUAAUGGACAAUCUCUUCUGCGACUGGGAUGAAGAAUGGGAGGGUUUGGAGGAGAGAGACUUAGAGGGUCAAGUUUGUGAAAAUCCCUUACCAGAUGAUGUCAACAUAGACUGUAUCCUGGACGGGAUUCGAUACACAGAGCCUUUUACAAACGAACAAAGGAACGUUAACACCUGUUUAUCAGAUCUUCAAAAUCGCAACAUGGAAUUAAAACUUUUUUGCAAUAACAUUCAUGACAAAUUACAGUCCUUUUUCAAAGAUACUAUUCCAAAGGAUGUGAAAAUUGAGAACAAACACACUACAGCAUUUUUUAAGAAAGUGACAUUAUUCAGUUGCCACAAUUCUUACCAAAAUCAAGUGAGAAAAUUAUUUCACUCUGCUACACCAUCAAAAGCACAGUAUCGUGUAUGUUUUGCCAUAUUGCAAAAGCUGCGUUCCAUUAUUGUCCAAAAGGCCUCUGAACCAGUAUAUAUAACAGCAAGAGAAGCAGCAAAGGUUCAAGUAAAGAAGGUUCAAUCUAAAGGAAGCAGAGCAAAAACAAGAUACAUAGGUGGGUGGUGUGUUGCCACAAUCAGACGAAGAAAGAAAUCCUUUGUCUCAAGCAAUCUGUACAAAAAAUCAGUAAAAUUACAAGUGAACGAAAGAGACAAAGAAAUUAGAUUUCUUGAUCAGCUUGCAGGUGAUGAGAGUUACAUAACGAAAAUUUCUAAAGAUCAAGAUUCCUUAGCUGAAAUUCAGAGAAAACAAACUACUCUUUCAAAUCUGACAUGCAUUAAGGAUGAAGGAUUUCAUUUUUUCCUGAAUUUAGACCAACAAAUCCAACAGCUCGAAACAUUCCAAAAUUUGAACUUGUAUGGUCAGAACUUUUACAGUUACAUCUACUCUAGCUUAAAAGAAAGUAAGGACUUAAAGAAAUCUUGGUUGACUCUAUUUCAUGAUGAGGACGAAAUGAAUGUUAAUGACUAUCAAGAGAGUCUUGAAAACAUAUACAUGGAAGUUCUUACAAAGUAUAUCAAAAUGUCCUCCGCACAGUUCCGCCAGGAAUACAAAAGAGAGCUAAGAGUACAAAAAGAAGAGGCUCACAGAAAAUAGAUCCGAAUGCGAACAGACAAAGCAAAUAAACAAAAGCUGGAUUUCAAUUUUAUCAUUGUUGAUGAAAGCGAUUGCAAGCAGAAAUCCCAUUUGCGUCUCCAAAGCGAGUUGUUAGACAAUGACAGUUUCUUACAAGUAUUUACCAAAUCAAAUGUGAUGCAGUUAUGUAAAGCAUAUAAUCUGAGUAUUUCAAACAGGAUGACAAAAAAUGAGUUAUGCGCAUCUUUAAAAAAAUCCAUCCAAGACCAAGAUAAAAUGCCAAACUCAGCAAUACUAACAACUGAAGCAGGAGAGAAAGUCACAUCCGAAGAAACAUCCUCUGUACAGGGUCAAUCUACAUCACAUGAAGAUAAUUUAGUCAGACCAGGUCCAUCAGGGGGAGAAGACACCACCCAAAAAUCUAAUCCAAGAAGAGGCAGGAAAAGGAAGAGGAGACAAGGAGGUAAAGGGAAGAAGAAGAAAACUGUAGACCAGCAGCUGAGUGAUGUUUACAUGUGUGGAAUAUGUGACCAGCAAUGUGACAAUGAGUGUGUUUGUUGUGACAUAUGUGAUACAUGGUAUCAUUUCAUUUGUUUACAGGUUGAUGGGGAUGAUGAUGAGUUUAAUUCUGACUGGUAUUGCAAUACUUGUAAAAAUAAUUAAAUUGCCUGAACACAUAUAUUGCAUUUGUCUCAUGUUUGUUCACUGUAAAACAAUUAAGGCAAUUUGAUGGGAGCAAAUUCAAUGAAGAGGAGUUUAUAAUUUGUCAUUCUUACUCAUGUUAAAAUAUUGACAGGAAUAUUUGAACUUGAAAAAAAACAAAAACAUUUGGCCCAUGGCCAUUCUGAUCGUGCUACCCGACCAUAUUAAGUUAUAUUGAUAAUGCAUAUCAUACAAGGAUUAUUAUUUUUUUUCUACAUAUAUUUUAGGCUCAUAUAUAAUGUGUU
Molecule: messenger RNA, 2847 nt
Organism: Saccostrea cuccullata (small rock oyster)
Lineage: Eukaryota; Metazoa; Mollusca; Bivalvia; Ostreida; Ostreidae
Exons: 3
Coding region: 350-1921 (523 amino acids)
Source: RefSeq, a predicted model, not a curated record